Molecule: messenger RNA, 4658 nt
Organism: Anoplopoma fimbria (sablefish)
Lineage: Eukaryota; Metazoa; Chordata; Actinopteri; Perciformes; Anoplopomatidae
Gene: fzd5
Product: frizzled class receptor 5
Exons: 1
Coding region: 595-2328 (577 amino acids)
Biological process (GO): non-canonical Wnt signaling pathway; canonical Wnt signaling pathway
Cellular component (GO): plasma membrane
Molecular function (GO): Wnt-protein binding; Wnt receptor activity
Source: RefSeq, a predicted model, not a curated record
GGAGCUCAGAGGAGACGCACGCUGAGAACAGGAGAAAGUUUGGGGUUUUUCUUUUAAGACGCUUGGGAUUCUUCUUCACUGUGACUUCGUUCCUUCAGAAGCAGCAGAUGAACACCGGGGACACUUCACAUGACCACCGUGACUGAACGGGAAUAAACGACAAGUGGAUGUUACACACCGGGUCCGGAGGCUGGAGAUUCUCUGUAUGCUCACUUUUACAUGUUCAUUUUAUUCCUCACACUUCUUCAUGUGCAGUCUGAACGCAUUGUAACCCGUCGGGAACGAGCAGGUCUGAUUCACAUGUCACAAGGUCGUUGAAGCUGUUGGGACCAGGAGAUGGACUUUCUCCGGCAUGUGUGCGGCUCUGGUGAAUGAUUGACAGCUCGGUCUCUGUGGACCUUUACGGACAAAACAAAACAAACCACACAAACUGGAUCUAACGCCAAGAGCCGCUUUAGUUUGAGUCAUUGAGAGGCUGGAGGAGGCAGAAGGACACUCUGGUGCUGAUCCAUCCAAGAAAGAAGAGUUCUGCUUCAGACUGAUCUGUUUCUAUUGUUUUCUUGUCUUACUGCUCUAUAUUAAUAACUCUAAAACAUGUUCUAUGAAGCAUCUAAUGUGUUCCCACGGCUCCUGGUGCUGCUGCUGCUGUCCCGGUGUCCUGGUCUCACGUUGGGAGCCUCCAAGGAUCUGGUGUGUGAGCCCAUAACUGUGCCCAUGUGCAGGGGCAUCGGCUACAACCUGACCUACAUGCCCAACCAGUUCAACCACGACACCCAGGAGGAGGUGGGGCUGGAGGUGCACCAGUUCUGGCCCCUGGUCCGGAUCCGCUGCUCCCCGGACCUGCUCUUCUUCCUGUGCAGCAUGUACACUCCGAUCUGCCUGCCGGACUACCGCAAGCCGCUGCCCCCCUGCCGGUCCGUGUGCGAACGGGCCAAGCGGGGCUGCUCCCCUCUGAUGAGCCAGUACGGCUUCGAGUGGCCCGAGAGGAUGAGCUGUGAACAGCUGCCCCAGCUGGGGGACGAGACCCUGUGCAUGGACCAGAACAGCAGCGAGGCCACCACGCCGGCUCCACCGUUCCCCAAACCCACCCCGAAAGGCCAGACCAGACCACCCAGCCCCCCGCAAUGUGAUAGGGAGUGCCGCUGUCGAGACCCCCUGGUCCCCAUCAAGAGGGAGUCCCACACUCUGUACGGCCAGGUCCAGACCGGCCCCCUCCCCAACUGCGCCCAGCCCUGCCACCAGCCCUACUUCUCAGCCGAUGAACGCGCCUUCACCACCUUCUGGGUGGGACUGUGGUCGGUGCUGUGCUUCAUCUCCACCUUCACCACCGUCGCCACCUUCCUCAUUGACAUGGAACGCUUCAAGUACCCGGAGAGGCCCAUCAUCUUCCUGGCUGCCUGCUACCUCUUCGUGUCUUUGGGUUACAUCAUCCGCCUGGUGGCGGGUCACGAGCGUGUGGCGUGCGGCUCCAACAGCAGCGUCGGUGGCGACCAGCUGCACAUUCUCUACGACACCACAGGCCCCGCCCUCUGCACCCUCGUCUUCCUGCUGGUGUAUUUCUUUGGCAUGGCCAGCUCCAUCUGGUGGGUGGUGCUGUCCUUCACCUGGUUCCUGGCUGCGGGGAUGAAGUGGGGCAGCGAGGCCAUCGCCGGGUACUCCCAGUACUUCCACCUCGCCGCCUGGCUCAUCCCCAGCGUCAAGACCAUCGCUGUACUGGCCCUCAGCUCAGUAGACGGGGACCCCGUGGCUGGAAUCUGCUACGUGGGGAACCAGAGUCUGGAGAACCUGAGGGGAUUUGUUCUGGCACCUCUCGUGGUUUACCUCUUCACCGGCUCGCUUUUCUUACUCGCCGGCUUUGUUUCGCUCUUCCGCAUCAGGAGCAUCAUCAAGCAAGGUGGCACCAAGACGGACAAACUGGAGCGGCUGAUGAUCCGCAUCGGGCUCUUCACAGUGCUGUACACCGUCCCGGCCACCAUUGUGGUGGCUUGCCUGGUCUACGAGCAGCACUACCGGCCCGGCUGGGAGCGAGCCCUGGCGUGCUCCUGCCCCUCGGAGCGCCAGCGCUUGGGCGUGGGCCCGGACUACGCCGUCUUCAUGCUCAAGUACUUAAUGUGCUUGGUGGUUGGGAUCACCUCAGGGGUCUGGAUUUGGUCAGGAAAAACCCUAGAGUCCUGGAGGAGGUUCGUGGCUCGAUGCUGCCCCUGCUGGCCGCAGAAAGCCACCGCUCCACCCUCCAUGUACAGUGAGGCCAGCACUGCUUUAACUGGACAUACUGGGACCGGGCUGACGUUGGGGAUCUACCAUAAAGCUGCUCCGUCGCAUAUAUGAACUGACGGUUAAGAGUUCCCUAAACUUAAGUUUCCAAACAUUGAGGACGAGAGCACGGACAAACAUUUGCAGGACUGCAUUGCUCUGAAUUUUAGCUCUCACAAAAAAUAAACGAUUGUGGCAAUUUUAAAACACGACCAGCGUGACAAGGGAAACAUUUAAUCAGACAACCUCGGUAAUUUAAACAAGACAGAAUAUUUUAAAGAGUCUGACUAUUGAGAAAAGUGACUCAAACAAGCAGUCGUGCUGAUGCGGCUGACCAAACUGGACAAAAAGAACAAUCGUCAAACCUAACAGUUACAUGGAUCCAUGAUGGAACCACACACGCUUCUUCCUAUCUGCUUAUCCUGAGCACCGAGAGAAAAAAAACAUAUUUAUUUAUGUAUAUAUUGUAUAAAGUUGCUGUAAAAAAAAAAAAGGUGUAUAAUGUGAUAUGUCCAGGUUGUGCCACAGGCUAAGUGUAAGACACAGAGAAACCACUGACUGAUUUGUUGUAUGAACUUAAAUGUGCUGUUUCAUGUCAGUGUUUGACAGUGAUAUCUGUUUGUUUUAUAUGAUGUCAAACUGACACAGUGCCUAAACGCCAUCUUUGUUUAGGUUUUUUUCAGACUUGGGGAAUCAAACAAAAAAAGAAAUCCAGUAUUUAUAACGCAUACCGUUAUGACCUGUGAGCUCUGUUGUUGGUUCGGUUCUGAACUAGUGAUGUUCAUGUUGUGUGAACUAACAGGCAGGGAUCAGGUUAAAGCUGCGGGAUGAAACUGAACUUGGCCUCUACCCCCAUCUGCUGGUCGACAGUGGAGGUGCCCUCUUAAUGCUCUCCACAAAUCUGCUAUUGGAAUAGUUAUUUAUUCUCAAUUUUUAUUUCUGUUUCGACAAUACUGCUGUUGACUCACCAAUACCAACUAAAGGAACUCUAAAAUGUCACUGGACCUCACUUUGUCAACCAUUACUCAUGCCAUGGACUCGGAACAGACAGAUUUUUGCGUUCACAGACAGAUCGACUAUUUUUAUUAGUCAAUAAAUGUAUUAGAAGAUCGACAGAAAACUAACCAGCAACAUAUGAAAUAAUCUACUAAUUAUUAAUGUCAUGUAAAGUAAAAAUGCCCAAAAAUAAUUGUUUCAGCUCUUCAAACGCAAAAAAUUGCUUUUUCCUCGUUUUUAUUAAUUCUGUUAACUGAAUAUCUUUGCCCUGUUGGUUGGAGGACAAAAGCAAUUUGAGGACAUCCCCUUGGUGACAGGCAUUUCCAUAAGCAAUACAAAAAAAUCUAAUGUAUUAUUUCUAUUUUUAUUGGUACAACUUAAAUGUUAGUGACUUUUAAACCAGGUUAAUAUAUUCCUCAAUUUGUUAGAAACAGUGCAGACAUUUCUGGUAAAAUAAUUCAUUUCUGAAAAGUUUUAAUUGAUUAUUAUUUUAAAUUUAAAAGGGAAGAAAGGCAAAACAUUUUAUAUUCAAUUUUUAAGGGUUGGUUUGAGAAAAAAUAUCAGUUUUCAAAGUGGACCUUGAUCAUUUGUCAUUGUUUUGAUAACUUUUAGCAUCAACGAGCACUUUUGGAAGAUGCUGCUUUUCAUCACAAUCGACUCUAUUCACAGUCUUUACUUCUAUCUAUGACGUAAAUCUGUCCAGCGUUGUAUGUAACAACAUUCUGCAGAACUAAAUCAAAGCGGGAUCUGUGGUUGAAUGUGGACGAUCUGUUUUCAGGAGCACUGACGACAUAAACUGAAGGAACCUCGUGUCUCCUCUCAGAGGUCACAUUUAUUGGUUCUCUUCUGAGAUCAAGAGUACAAAAUAUCUGUUUUUGGAAAAAAAAAUCCACAAAAAGAAAAGUUGUUUCAGAGUACAGUGCAAAAAGUCCCAACAUCCGAAGACACAGGGCGUAUUUAAACGUCUGACAUUUGGUAGAAAUGAAGCAUUUGUUGUUGGUGAUGUUUUCAUUCAAUGCUGUUGGCCAAUUGUGUUUGUUUAAGCUACUGCGUGUCUACGUGCUAGAUGAUAUCUCUAAUUUAUUAGGCUGAUUUGUGGGAGUGUAUGUGAUUGUACGAGUGAUUACGAAUGCCGGUAAGUGAUGGUAAAACGGACGUUUAGCUUUUUAUUUUUGUCUAUGUGUAAAUCUGCUCUCAUGUUGAUAGAGGUCCUGAAAGGAUAUGAAAACAUAUUGUAGAUUUAGAUUCAUAUUGUGGAAUUAAAACUGAGUUGAUCUCGAGUUUGAAGCACCUCUAUUUGUUUAUGUAUAUUUGGCCUAACAUGUUGUUUUCUACAGAGAUUACAAGUUUUUGUGUUCUAAUUUUAAGUGUGCAGGAAUGCGGGUGUGAGGACCAGUCGGUCACUGUAU